Molecule: messenger RNA, 755 nt
Organism: Musa acuminata subsp. malaccensis (wild Malaysian banana)
Lineage: Eukaryota; Viridiplantae; Streptophyta; Magnoliopsida; Zingiberales; Musaceae
Product: transcription initiation factor IIA subunit 2
Biological process (GO): RNA polymerase II preinitiation complex assembly; transcription initiation at RNA polymerase II promoter
Cellular component (GO): transcription factor TFIIA complex
Molecular function (GO): RNA polymerase II general transcription initiation factor activity; TBP-class protein binding
Source: RefSeq, a predicted model, not a curated record
UUCCUCUCCGAUGCCAUCGCUUAUAUAAUCCUCCAUUUGAAAUCCCCCGUUGGACGCCGAUCUCUCGCUGCGUUCCUCUCUUCCUCUCCUUCUUCGAGCUCGCCCUCGUGCCGAGCUCUCUUUGACCAUCGCCCCAAGCCCCUGGGAAUCCGGCCUCGUCCUCGUCCUGAGGCGAUUAGGGUUUCGGCAUUCGAGUUUUAGCUCGAGAUAUCGCGAUCCGAGGCCAUGGCCACAUUUGAAUUGUACCGAAGGUCCUCCAUUGGCAUGUGCUUGACAGAAACCCUAGAUGAGAUGGUUUCCAGCGGUACGUUGAGCCCGGAGCUAGCUAUCCAAGUCCUUAUGCAGUUUGAUAAGUCUAUGACAGAUGCCUUGGAGACGCAAGUCAAGAGCAAGGUUUCGAUUAAGGGUCAUCUGCAUACCUAUAGGUUCUGUGACAACGUGUGGACAUUCAUCUUGCAAGAUGCAGUUUUCAAAAGUGAGGACUGCCACGACCAAGUCAAGAGAGUGAAGAUUGUGGCUUGCGACUCCAAGUUGCUCACACAGUGAAGAGCCCCUGUCUUGUGUUCUCGUGGGGACUAUGAAUACGAAUGUAAAGUUUGCUUGCAUCUUGGAUUAAGAUACACCAAUCCCUCUGCCAAACUCCUAAUCUCUGUGGCAGGUUUGUAACAUGUGUUUAACUUGGAUUACGUGCGAUUGCAUGCUACUGCAUUUUGUUUUAAGUGGAUUAUUAUUGGAGCAUCAGGGACAUUUAUCGA